This is a messenger RNA of Dromiciops gliroides (monito del monte), 534 nucleotides long. RefSeq names its product ferritin light chain-like. Gene Ontology annotation, cellular component: cytoplasm. Gene Ontology annotation, molecular function: ferric iron binding; ferrous iron binding. Bases 1 to 534 code for a protein of 177 amino acids. NCBI's taxonomy places the organism in Eukaryota, Metazoa, Chordata, Mammalia, Microbiotheria, Microbiotheriidae. The record is from RefSeq and is a predicted model, not a curated record. The transcript has a single exon. Gene Ontology annotation, biological process: iron ion transport; intracellular iron ion homeostasis.
AUGAGCUCUACCUCCCAGAUCCGCCAAAACUUCUCCGAGGCCGAAGCCGCGGUCAACCGCCUAGCCAACCUCUACCUUCAGGCCUCCUACUCCUACCUGUAUCUGGGUUUCUAUUUCAACUGGGACGAUGUUGCUCUGCCGAGGGUGUCGCAUUUUUCCCGUAAACUGGCGAAGGACAAACACGAGGGCGCUGAGCGCCUUAUGCGGCUCCAGAACCAACAUGAGGGCCGGGUCCUCCUCCAGGCUGUGCAGAAACCCGCCCAAGAUGAGUGGGGCCGCAGCUUGGAUGCUAUGGAGGCUGCCCUGAGCCUGGGGAAGGGCCUGAACAAGGCCCUCCUGAAGCUGCACGCCCUGGGCACCAGCCAAGGGGAUCCACACCUCUGCGACUUCCGGGACAGGCACUACCUGGGAGAGGAGGUGAAACAGCUGAAGAGCCUGGGCGACCACCUGACCACCCUGCACCACGUGCAGGCUGACCCUCAGCCGGGAUUUGGAGAAUACCUGUUCAAGAGGCUGAGCCUGGAGCACAACUAG